AUGCAAAGAAAGUUGUCAGUUGGUGUGGCGUUCGUUGGCAAUCCCAAGGUGGUCAUACUAGAUGAGCCUUCUAGUGGUAUGGACCCCAGUGCUCGUCGUAGCAUGUGGGAUUUCCUACGUACAAAACGAGAAGGACGUAUCAUGUGCGUUACGACACACUACAUGGACGAGGCUGAUAUCCUCGCUGACCGUGUUGGUAUCAUCGGCAAUGGGAAACUCCUGGCUUAUGGUUCCACAAGCUUUCUCAAGCGUCACUAUGGUAGCGGGUACAAUGUAACGAUUGCUAAAACGGCAGAGCGUGUUUCCGACGAGCCCAUACUCAAGUGUGUUGAGGGGCAUUUGAGCGACGAAUAUCCGGUCACAGUAGUGUCGAGUAUUGGCCUUGAGCUCGGUUUGCGAAUACCCUUUGAGGCUGUUGAUGAGUUUGGGCCUAUGUUCAAGACUCUGGAUGCUGAGAAGGGCUCGCUAGGGAUAUCGUCCUAUGGUGUUUCGGUCACCAAUCUUGAGGAGGUGUUCUUGAAGGUUAGUUCGAAGUCUGAGGACCCCACGAGCAAAGAUAUAAAAUCCCAGCAUACGAAGGUCCAUGCCGACAUACCGGUGAAACGCAACAUCCUUAACCAGUUUCUGGCUUUGUCACUUCGCCGUAUACUCUACGGCUAUCGCAAGUGGAUUGCGACUCUGGCCGGUUUCAUCAUACCCUUCCUGGUCCUGUUGGCAUUGCUUGGUUUACAAAAGGCAUCAUUAGCCCUUAAGGACCCGGCCUUGUUGGUGUUGGGCCCGACAAGCAGUCCGUAUGAGCUUGGACCGUCGACUCAUGUUAGUGGUUAUUGGCAUCAUGACAAUCCUAAUGUGUUGCGAACUGUCUAUGAUGAUCAGGAAGUGCUUGUUGAUUUGUCCGAGGAGAAACUGGGCAUUUUUGAAUUCAUAGAGUGCCUCAAUUUGGAACCAUGGUACUUCAUGGCAAAGCCUAAGAAGGAGGUAGAUCCCCUAGCACCGAUGAACCAGAAGAUAUGCAAAGCGGUGACCUCAUUCUCUAAGUCGUUAUUGGGCAACAACACGGCGACCUUUGACACUACUGCAUAUGGUAUCACCAGUCGGGUGGCAUUCACUGAUAUGACUGCUAUGCAUAUGCUACCAUAUGCUAUGUCGGCUGAUUACCCCAACGCUACUAUUGUGAACCAUCCAUUGCCAGUCACCUACGGCCAGAAGANNNNUAUCAUCUUCCGAGUCAUCUUCAGCAUCACACUUAACAGGCAAAGUUGA
Perkinsus marinus ATCC 50983 is the source of this 1263-nucleotide messenger RNA. RefSeq lists its product as hypothetical. Lineage: Eukaryota; Perkinsozoa; Perkinsida; Perkinsidae. Gene Ontology annotation, cellular component: intracellular membrane-bounded organelle; membrane. Gene Ontology annotation, biological process: transmembrane transport; lipid transport. Gene Ontology annotation, molecular function: lipid carrier activity; ABC-type transporter activity. The coding region runs from base 1 to 1263 and encodes 420 amino acids. The transcript has 4 exons. The record is from RefSeq and is a predicted model, not a curated record.